UUGCCCAUAAAAACCUACUCUACCCGUCCCGUUGAUGUACUUCUCUCACCCCUCACAUCGCUGUCGCCAGCUUUCUUCCACCCACGCGCAUCGGAUCUAUCUGUGCACUACAGAUUCCAACGAAACACCCGCCGCUUAGAUCUGAGAUCUGCCCAACAGGAAGGGUCUUCAUACAUUUCACCCUCAUCACUCACUCUCGGCGACUUGCACCUCCACAUCCCUCGCUAUGGCCGCCUUCCUCGCUAAGCGCUCUCUCAAUUUCAGACCCAUUCCCUCGAAUUCUGGAAGCCCCAAUCCACGAUUCCGUCCAAUUUCCGCCUCACUUCUUCCCCAUCUCGUUCCCACCAGGGAUAGACCUUCCACCCGAGGAAUCAUCACCUCGAGGUGCUCGAAGUCGGAUCCAGAAGAGGAUCUCGCUAAAUGGCAGCUAAAUCUACAGGGUGGCAAGGACGAUAACUUGAAUUUGGGAUUUUCGUCGUCGUCGAUAUCACAGCAGAGUGCAGAGAAGCGCGCACGUUAUCAACGCUGGACGAGAAAAGCUGCUAGCUUCUCUAACGGAUAUUUUCUUGGGUUGAUGCUGUGUCUUUGUACUUUCACACUAUUUCCUAAUAUAUACCGCAACAAGACAGAAGCGCACAUUAGGUGUGAGCAAAUUGGUGUGCUCUACGACGCUCACAAAAUGCACGAGAGGGAAGAGGAGAAGCAAAUGAUGGAGGGACGCGAUGAUAACUGA
Molecule: messenger RNA, 733 nt
Organism: Periconia digitata
Lineage: Eukaryota; Fungi; Ascomycota; Dothideomycetes; Pleosporales; Periconiaceae
Source: the annotation of a GenBank genome assembly